CGAAGUUAGCAAAAAAUAUAUAUUUGGAUAUGUUUUUAUCCCUUUGGACGUUUUUCAUAAAUGAAGUCACAAAUAGUUUAAAAUGUUCGUGUUGGGCUGCUCUUAAUAUCGUUUUCUCACUUGGAGUUUACAAACUACAAUCAAAGCAAACAUCUUAUUUGUAGCUGAAGUUCCGACUUCCAGCAUAACAACAACGUUGUUUCAGCACUUUGAAAAGCGGUAAGCACCAUGGCCAAUUUGGAGCAGUGGGUGAAUGACCGUCUCCAUGACAUCCUCGGGUUGAGUGACAGAUAUGUGUCUCAAUUCAUGAUUGGGACUGCUCGGAGAGCAUCGAGCUCUCAAGACUUUGUGUCUCGUCUUCAACAGACAGGCACGAUUGACAUUGACCAGAGUGUCAUUGCCUUUGCGGAGGAACUCUUCGACAAGAUUCCUCGCAAGCAGGUUGUUGAAAAACCAGCCCGGGCGAUGGAGCGGGAAGCCAUUGAAAUGGAUAGGAAAAACCGCACGUACACCUUACUGGAGGACAGUGACAGUGAUGGAGAUGCUGUCAAAGACAAGCAGAAAGGGAAGAAGAAAAGCAAAGACAAGGACAGAGGAAACAAGAGGAAACACUUAAGGCAGAAAAAACAGAGCGAGUCAUCAAGCGAAGAGGAAGUGCCUAAAAGGAGUAAUUCAGACCAUAAGUCUGCCCAGAAAGUAGAAGAUGAAGAGGAAGAGUGGGAGAAGGAAGAGAGAGAGCGACUGCAGGAUAUCGAAGAAAGAGAUGCGUUUGCUGAGCGAAUGAAGCUGAAAGACAAAGACAAGACCCGCAACAUUGCAGAGAGGACUGAUAAAAAGGCAUAUGAGGAGGCUCAGAAGAGACUGAAGAUGGCUGAAGAGGACCAGAAGAAUGUAUUGCCAGAGUUGAGGAAACGAUCUCGCUGGGACUAUCUAAAGAAGAGAGAAGCAGAGAAGCUGGAGGACCUAGAGGCAGAAAUCGCUGACGAGGAGUACCUUUUCGCUACAGACAACAUGACUGAGAGGGAGAAAAAGGAGUUGGAAUACAAACGCACCCUCCGCGACUUAGCUAAAGAUUACAAAAAGGCUGGUGCCAAGGAACACGAAGAAAGGAAGAACAGAUACUACAUGCCUGAAGAGAAUAGAAGCAAGGAGGUGCCCCAGAGGGACCUGGAGCUGGAGGAAACUCCUAUGGAACUGGGAGGAGAGCAGGGCCGCUGGGAGGAGGAGAGGCUGAAGACGGCCUCCCUCAGCUUCGGCGCCAAAAAGGAGCGAGAACUAGGGUUGAGACACGAACAGGAGAAAUACCAGCUGAUCCUGGAGGAGGACGAGAUGAUCAACUUUGUCAGCACUGCCAUUACCAUGAAGGGAACUCGAAAAGAGCAGGAAGAGGAGGCUCCAUCUGUCUCCCAGGCUGAGAUGAACAAACAGUCCAUGCAGGAGGUCCGACGCAGCUUGCCCAUCUUCCCCUACAGAGAGGACCUGCUAGCUGCCAUCCACGAACACCAGAUCCUGGUCAUUGAGGGGGAGACGGGCUCUGGCAAGACCACCCAGAUCCCACAGUACCUCCUGGAAGAUGGAUACACUAAAGGAGGCAUGAAGAUCGGAUGCACACAGCCUCGCAGAGUUGCAGCAAUGUCAGUGGCUGCAAGAGUGGCACAGGAAAUGAGCGUCAAGCUUGGUAAUGAGGUGGGUUAUAGUAUCCGCUUUGAGGACUGCACAUCUGAGAGAACGGUGCUCAAGUACAUGACAGACGGCAUGCUGCUCCGAGAGUUUCUCACAGAGCCCGAUCUGGCCAGUUACAGUGUGAUCAUCAUAGAUGAGGCCCACGAGCGAACGCUCCACACAGACAUCCUGUUCGGUUUGAUUAAGGACAUCGCCAGGUUCAGACCAGACUUGAAGGUGCUGGUGGCCAGCGCCACUCUGGACACUGAGCGCUUCUCCUGUUUCUUUGACGACGCACCCGUCUUCAGGAUCCCUGGCAGGAGAUUCCCUGUUGAUAUCUUCUACACUAAAGCUCCUGAGGCAGACUAUUUGGAGGCGUGUGUGGUGUCAGUGCUACAGAUCCACGUCACCCAGUCUCCUGGAGACGUUCUGGUCUUCCUCACUGGACAGGAAGAGAUUGAGGCGUGUUGUGAGCUUCUCCAGGAGAGAUGCAGGCGGCUUGGAUCAAAGAUUGCAGAGUUGCUGGUGCUGCCGAUUUACGCCAACCUGCCGUCAGACAUGCAGGCAAAAAUCUUCAACCCUACUCCACCCGGUGCCCGUAAGGUGGUGGUGGCUACGAAUAUCGCAGAAACCUCGCUGACCAUAGAUGGCAUCAUCUAUGUCAUUGACCCAGGCUUCUGCAAACAGAAGAGUUACAACGCCCGCACCGGCAUGGAGUCACUCAUUGUCACGCCCUGCUCUCGGGCUUCAGCCAAUCAGAGAGCAGGCCGUGCAGGCAGAGUGGCUGCAGGGAAGUGUUUCAGGCUUUACACAGCGUGGGCUUUUAAACAUGAGAUGGAAGAAACGACUGUGCCUGAGAUUCAGAGGACCAACUUGGGCAAUGUCGUCCUGCUGCUUAAGAGUUUAGGUAUCAACGACCUCAUUCAUUUUGACUUCAUGGACCCCCCUCCUCAUGAGACUCUGGUGUUGGCACUGGAGCAGCUCUAUGCCCUCGGAGCACUCAACCAUCUGGGAGAGCUCACAAAGCUGGGACGCAGGAUGGCUGAGCUGCCAGUGGAUCCCAUGCUGAGCAAGAUGAUUCUGGCCUCUGAGCAGUACAAGUGUUCAGAGGAGGUGUUGUCAAUAGCGGCCAUGCUGUCGGUGAACAACUCUAUUUUCUACCGGCCCAAAGACAAAGUGGUGCACGCCGACAAUGCCAGGAUGAACUUUGUGGUGCCAGGAGGAGACCACCUGGUGCUGCUCAACGUCUACAAGCAGUGGUUAGAGAGCGGCUACUCUACACAGUGGUGCUACGAGAACUUCAUCCAGUUCCGCUCCAUGAGAAGAGCCCGAGACGUCAGGGACCAGCUGGAGGGUCUAAUGGAUCGCAUCGAGGUGGAGGUGGUCAGCUCCGACGGAGACAGCGUGCCAAUUCGCAAGGCCGUGACUGCAGGAUAUUUCUAUCACACGGCACGACUGAGUAAAGGCGGCUACAAGACAGUGAAGCAUCAGCAGACAGUCUACGUUCAUCCCAACAGCUCUCUGUUUGAAGAGCAGCCGCGCUGGCUCAUCUACCACGAGCUGGUCUUCACCACCAAGGAGUUCAUGAGACAGGUGAUUGAGAUAGAGAGCGGCUGGCUGCUGGAAGUGGCUCCUCACUACUACAAGAGCAAAGAGCUGGAGGACAGCAGCAGCAAGAAGAUGCCUCGCAAGCAGGGCAAAACAAAAGAGGAGCUGGGCUGAAGGGAAAACCAUCACUCAGGGGACAGAUGGCAAAAAUAAAAAGUACAGGGGCACACUCCGUCCUUUUCUCAGGGCAGGGUUAAAAGUAGGAGGAGAAAUGAUGUUGAAAGUUUUGAAAUUGCAUAAAAAUAAAGUGGAAAAGUGUUGAAAAUGUAGCUGUUUGGUACCAGUUCGGCACAUAAAUGGCCUGUCUUUCACAAUGUGAAAUUGUUGUUAAAAUGUUUCUGCUGUAGCUUGAUAGGGCAUUUUUAACAGUGCCCACAACAGCGUCAGCAUUGAGUUUCUACCAGAUUGGACACAGGACAUUUGGUAAAUUGUGAAUGGCAGACAUUCACACUCUGACAGACACACGGGUCCGUAAAGAAGUGUGUCACUAACACACACCAGCUGUGUCAGCUGGGCAGCAACAGGGAAACAUUAAUGCUCUUGGAUCUGAGUUUCCUGCAUCAACAGCAGCAGUGCAGACUCAGCGGGUGGGGGUUUUUCAGUUUCAUUAAUGAAGGUGAGACUCUUGGUUUAUUCUGCAGGUGCUUUUUGAGCGCUCACUGGACCGUUUGUUGACAUACUUUUGAAUAGAGGGCUUUGUCAGAUUCUUCAUUUGUGAAAGCAGCACGCUGUUAAAUUGUGUAAAUGGACCAUUACUGAGAAGUCUCCACCAAGCUGUAAAGACUAAUAAUGAGUUUCAGUUGUGUGAGAGGCUGCCUACAUUGUUUAUUAUCCUUUUUCUAUGGCAAUAAAGUUUUGCAACCAUAA
This is a messenger RNA of Scomber japonicus (chub mackerel), 4137 nucleotides long. RefSeq names its product DEAH (Asp-Glu-Ala-His) box polypeptide 16 (gene dhx16). Bases 229 to 3384 code for a protein of 1051 amino acids. The transcript has 21 exons. Gene Ontology annotation, cellular component: catalytic step 2 spliceosome; intracellular anatomical structure. Gene Ontology annotation, molecular function: RNA binding; ATP binding. The record is from RefSeq and is a predicted model, not a curated record. NCBI's taxonomy places the organism in Eukaryota, Metazoa, Chordata, Actinopteri, Scombriformes, Scombridae.